Mercenaria mercenaria is the source of this 3777-nucleotide messenger RNA. Its product is annotated as brain-specific homeobox/POU domain protein 3-like. Gene Ontology annotation, biological process: regulation of transcription by RNA polymerase II. The transcript is spliced from 4 exons. Lineage: Eukaryota; Metazoa; Mollusca; Bivalvia; Venerida; Veneridae. The record is from RefSeq and is a predicted model, not a curated record. Bases 135 to 1208 code for a protein of 357 amino acids. Gene Ontology annotation, molecular function: DNA-binding transcription factor activity, RNA polymerase II-specific; RNA polymerase II cis-regulatory region sequence-specific DNA binding.
AGUACCACGAAGCUCAAGCCAUUAUAUACCAUAUUUUCGCUUUUCAACAAUGCUAUAAGUAUUAAUGCCGCGUUACCAUUUUUAGUAUUUUUUACUCGAAAAUAUUUCGGAAUUAGUGCUAAAAUUUUAAAUAAAUGUCGUCGUACGGCCUAUAUCACCACCACCAGAGAUACAUUUUCAAGACAGCUGAUGAACUUUCUAACGAUCUAGUCUUAGAGAGCCGAAAUUACGAACAGCCUCUGGGUCCCAUAGGUGGAGUUCGAGACCUCGGACCAGGACCAGAACAUGAUCAGUAUCUAUGGCCUAGCAAGGGCAAUUUCUUUGGGGGCUUUGAGGAUGGGUUACUGGCUCGAGCCGAAGCGUUGGCCGCCGUAGAUAUAUCCAAGUCCCCUCAGCAUAGCAUGAAACAUGAUGGUCUGUACGGACACACGGCCGGAGAUCUUGGCAUGCAUCAGUCAGGCCCAUCGCGACAGCAGAUGCAGAUGCACGGGCCUCCUUCAUUCGGUCCGCCGGACUCUAUGCUUGAUCAGCUGACUACAAACACUGGCAUGCCGCUUCCGGGGAUGCCGGACCAUCACAAUAUGGCACCUGUUAGCUCGCACCAUAACCAUCAUCAGAUGUAUCCCCCGAUGUACACACACCACCAGAAUCCCAUGAAUCACCCACACCCACACAAUAUGCCGCCACAUCACCAAGUACACCACUCUAUGCACGACACAGAGUGCGACCCACGGGAACUUGAGGCUUUUGCAGAACGAUUCAAACAACGUAGGAUAAAAUUAGGUGUGACUCAAGCCGAUGUCGGUUCCGCUUUAGCAAAUCUUAAGUUACCCGGUGUUGGAUGUUUGAGUCAAAGUACAAUUUGUAGGUUCGAAUCUCUAACAUUGAGUCAUAACAAUAUGAUCGCACUUAAACCAAUUUUGCAGACUUGGUUAGAAGAAGCCGAAAAGGCUGCACGUGAAAAGAAAGAAGCUGAGCAAAAUGGACUAAUUUCUGCGGCAGAUAAAAAGAGAAAAAGGACAUCUAUCGCUGCACCAGAGAAGCGCUCGCUCGAAGCAUAUUUCGCUGUGCAACCGCGCCCGUCGGGUGAGAAAAUUGCUCAAAUAGCAGAAAAACUUGACUUGAAGAAAAAUGUGGUGCGUGUUUGGUUUUGUAAUCAGAGACAAAAACAAAAACGAAUGAAAUUUUCCGCGGUCGCUGGACAUUGAAUCUUUUGUUUUCACAUCCGGGAAAAUUCAGAGAUUAUACAUUGGAUAUUAAUAGUAAAAAUAACGAAUUUUAUCGCGAGAUUUUAUUUAAAUGCAAAUACAUGCAAUAAUCACCUUGUAAAUAUUUCUCAUGACAAUGUAAAUAUGAACAAUCAAAUUAUUUGUCAGAUUUUAUUUAUUUUGUAACGUGCAAUGGCUAGUGCAAUCAUUGUGAUUAUUAUUUCAGUCACGUGACAAUCAUAUCACGUGAUCUUUACUUCCGGUUCAGUUACAUCUUCUUUCUAAUAUUGAAAACAAAUCGAAAUUAUCUCGUAGUAUAGUAUUCUAUUCAAUCUAUAAAUAAAUAAAUAAAUAAAUAAAUGAAUAAAUAGAUAAAUAAGUACAUAUAAAAUUGAAACAUUAGAACAAAUUGCCUUCACAAUCUCUGUUAAAUUAAUCAAACAUAGUCAAUUUAUUUGAAGUAUAGUGUUUUUGUUGAGCAUUGUUUUUAUUUUCUUUAACUAUUUCUAUGUUACAUAUGUUACUGUAGAAUAUAAGAAGAAUCAUAGGACAAAUACAAAUACAGCUCAAAAUUACAAGUAUUUAUACUUUGAAAGUUGUAUUUCGAAUAUUGAUUUUCGGUCCAUAUCGAAUAGAGUAUAUAAAAAAAACCAUGAAGCUUUAUAUUUAGAUAUAUAUAUUUCUAAUGAGAAAUAUAACGAUUAUUUACUGAUUUAAUCAUUUACUAUUUUUUUUCUAUCGAUUUCUAGAUAUGCAGAGGUCCUUUUAAUAAGUUAUAAGUAUUUUUUCAGACAUUCCAGAAAUGCAUUGUUAUAAAAUUUUCCAUGUUCUAUAAUGUAAAGCCAUGAUUAUGUAUGCAAUUUGAUUAAAUUACAUGAUUUUAUUUUCUACAAUUAAAUCAUACUUUACUUGAUUUAUUUUAAAUAUUAUGUCAGGGGCAAGCAACUCUAGUCAGUUUCAAGCGGGAUGCUAGUCAGCAAGCAUUUCAAAAAACUGAAACCUAGUUAUUCACAGCCCAUCCGUGUUUAAUACAUUGUAACAUUAUAUUCGUUUCAAUUUCUUUUGGUAUUAGUAAAAUAGGAACGAGAUAAUGUUUACCUAACUUUUGUGCAAUAUUUUUUUUCUUAAUGUUUGCGGCUCGUGCAUUUAACAAAACUAUAUCCUGAAAUGCCGUUCUUUCAAAAGUAUGGUCUAAGACGGUAUUUAAAGUUCGAUUCAAUUAUGUCUUAAAAGAUUACCAAUAUAAGACUUGCCCGUGAAUUUCAGCAUAAGGGUAAGACUAUUGCAGACAUUUGGAAUCAAUAAAUCGGUAAACUAAAGUGGUUUUCUUGUCGCAACCCAGAUAUUUAAUGAAUUACAAAAUAAUUCAUAUUUAAUGCUCAAGUUUUAACCUUUUGCUGUCGGUUUAACUUUGGUAAAUUUUACGCUGUAUUCAAUUUUCUGUUAUAAUGAUUCCUUUCUUUAUAUAUCUGUCAUGUUUUCUGUUCCACUUUAAUUCAUCUUUAUUUUUUCUAUACCAGUACUUCAAUUUUUAAAGACAAUAACGAGACAGUUUAUGAUUCGAAAUACAUGUGAUAUUUAUUUUGAAUUCAGUACCAAGGUAAACAAUCUUUAUUUAAUUUAGAUUUUGAAACUUGCUUGCAUGGGCCAUUUUACUAAAAAAAAUACGUGAAGGUUGGACUUUUACUUGUGUAAGCGUACUAUUAACCGUUGUUGCAAAACUAUAUAUUAGGUUAUUUACUUGGACAAGCAUUUAUAAUAUUGCAAUGGUGAUCUGCAGUACUUAUUUCUGUGAAACAAAGGUCUCUUUAACAUCGACAUUUACACCAAGAUGUCGUUGAACUGUGUCAAGACAGAGGAAAAACACAGUGUUUUCUGUCAUGCCUUUUCUAUAAUGUUGUAUAGGCACUGGCUUACAGAAACGACUAUUUGACUUUACUUCUGGAUAAUUUUGCUUUUUUUAAAUUGUCAUUGAGUAAAACGAUUUAAAAUAUAUAAAUAAGCGCAGUGACAUUUCUUGUCCAAAUUUCAAAGUUACAAACAAUUUUACUUUUAUUUUUCAUAAUUUAAAGAAUAUGAACGGACAAUUAUUUAGUUCUGAAUAUGGCGGAAAAGCUAGAGUGCCAAUGUAACAAGCUAAAAUACUUUUACAAAAAAACAUACUUUUACAGGAAUAGUAAACUUUUUGUAACUGUUCAUUUAGUAAUUUAUUUUCUAUUUAUUGUGCGUGUUAAUUUGAGUCGAUGUGAGCAACUAUGUCUACAAUCAACGAUAGCAGAAUUAUAUUAAAAUAAAUAUCUUUUUGAGGUGUCAAAAUCUCAUAUACUAGUAUUCCGAUUAUUUAUAAAUUUGUAAAGUGCAUAUUUAGUGACCGUACAGGAUGAGGCUAACCUUUGGCAUUUGCAUAUUUAAUUCAUUUGAACAUAUAAAUGCUCGCCCUGUCAGGUCAGUGAAAUUGGACUGUAUUUUGAAUGUCUCACGUGUAUAUGUAUACAUUGUAAAAUGUAUUUAUUUUGUUGACUGUUUUUAUAUAUUUUCCAUUUGUUAUAUCGAAUUAAAAUUCUCGAGU